Molecule: messenger RNA, 1428 nt
Organism: Penicillium roqueforti
Lineage: Eukaryota; Fungi; Ascomycota; Eurotiomycetes; Eurotiales; Aspergillaceae
Product: MATE family efflux transporter
Exons: 2
Coding region: 1-1428 (475 amino acids)
Biological process (GO): xenobiotic detoxification by transmembrane export across the plasma membrane
Cellular component (GO): membrane
Molecular function (GO): antiporter activity; xenobiotic transmembrane transporter activity
Source: RefSeq, a predicted model, not a curated record
AUGAUCUCCGAAGACCAUGGGGGUAUAGAAUACUCCCCGUUGCUGCGCAACAUCGAUCCAGAAGCGGCAGACAAUUCCAAGAAGUCAGGAUGGCGACAGGAAUUAGCGAUUAUCUCGCGAUAUUCAGCCCCCCUAAUGAUAUCGCUCCUACUUCAGCAUGCAUUGACCGGCUCUAGCAUCUUCAUGGUGGGCCAUCUGGGGAAACGAGAAAUUGGGGCCGUGAGCUUGGCCAACAUGACUUCCCAGAUCACUGGAUAUUUUGUCUUUCAAGGCCUAUCAACAUGUUUGGAUACGUUAUGUCCUCAAGCAUAUGGCUCAGGGAAUUUGACCUUGGUCGGCCUUCACGUUCAACGCCUGACGCUUUUCAUGAUCGUCCUCACAAUUCCAAUCGGGGCUGUAUGGUGGAAUGCGGAUCGAAUAUUUCUCCUCAUCCUACCGUCUGAAGCCCAGGAGACAGCUCUUCUUGCAGGGCUGUAUCUGAAAAUUGCCAUCGCGGGCGCUCCUGGCUAUGCUUGCUUUGAGUCCGGAAAGCGAUUUUUCCAGGCACAGGGAUUAUUCAGUGCUAGUCUGCUAGUUCUUGUAUUAUGUUCUACGUUGAAUAUUUUCAUGGGCUGGUUAUUUGUUUGGAGACUGCAAUGGGGCUUCGUCGGUGCACCCAUCGCUGUUGCAGUCGCAAAUAGUCUUCUGCCUAUCUUUCUGGCAUUCUACGCCAUCUUCAUUAAGGGCUCUGAGUGCUGGCACCCCCUUUCUGCCAAGAUGUGGCGCAGCUGGGGUCCAAUGUUGAAGCUUGCUAUACCGAGUUGGCUAAUGAUCGAAGCCGAGGUCCUUGCGUGGGAAAUCAUGACACUCAUUUCGUCCCAUUUAGGUGCGACUGAGCUCGCAGCUCAGGCUGCUAUAUCGACACUUUCAGACUUUGCCUUUCAAAUCUCAUUUUCCAUCGCCGUUGCUGGUGGCACACACAUUGCCUAUCUGAUUGGAGCAGGUCUCCCACAGCGUGCAGCAACAUCAGCCAACGUUAUGGUUUUUGCGUCCUUCGGUGCGGGCAUAACAAAUAUGCUUGUGAUUCUUGCUCUGCGGAGCGUCAUCCCUGGCUUAUUUAGUGAUAUUGGAGAGGUCUGGCACUUGAUCUUCUUUUUGCUUCCAGUGGGUGCCGUCCUUCAAAUUCCCGACGCCGUGGCCACUUCCCUCAAUAGCUUGCUGCGAGCUGUGGGACGACCGGAUCUGGGUAGCUAUGUUCAGCUCUCGAUCUACUACCUCGUCGGAUUGCCCCUGGGCAUUGCUUUAGCAUUUGGCCUAGGUUGGAGCGUUUUCGGGCUAUGGUGUGGAAUUUUUAUCGGCCAAUCGAUCAUUGUGUUGAUCGAGGGUUUUUAUUUCUGGAAAAUGGUGGACUGGGCGAAGGCAUCCCGAGAAGCUGUAGAGCGGAUGUGA